AUAUCCUCCUCAUCAUCAUCAUCAUGGCUCAGCAAAUUCCAGCUCCAGUUCCAACUGCCGCACAGUUUGCCAACCCUCUUCCCGUCAUCUCCACUAAAUACUGUACACCUUACUCCAUUAUUCUUGCGGUUGUCAAAAAAGUGAUGACCAUAUCCGGUGGUGGCUUUGUUGUCACAGACACCAACAACACCGUCAUUUUCAAAGUGGAAGGAAAGUUAAUGACCUUUCAUGAUCAGCGUGUUCUGCUUGAUGCUGAUGGAAUGCCUAUUGUCACUCUUCGACAGAAGAGAAUGACUGCACAUCACAGAUGGAAUGUGUACAGGGGCAAAAGCAAAGAGCCCGGUGAUCUAAUUUUUUCUGUUCAGCGAUCUUCAAUGAUUCAAUUGAAGGCCAAGUUACAUGUGUUUUUGGCAAAUAACACAGAGAAAAAGGUAUGCGACUUCAUGGUUGAAGGGACUUGGGCUGAAAAAACAUGUGUCGUUUAUACCGGAGAUCGUACCAAUAUACUCGCCAAGAUGGAAAAGGAGACCACCAUUGGAAAUGCUCUGAUCGGAAAAGACAAGUACUCGGUGACUGUUUGUCGUAACGUUGAUUAUGCAUUCAUAGUUGCACUUAUUGUGAUUCUAGACGACAUGAACCACAUAAGCGACAGGGAUGAACUAGCCAUCAAUAUAGGCAAGACCAUGGUUGGACUACCACCGACAUUGGCUGGACUACCACCGACAUUGGCAGAUUUUGGGGCAGAUUUUGGGCUUCAGACUUUAGUCCAACAACAAAUAGAUGAUGAAGAGCAAGAGAAAGAUGAAGAUGUGCAAAAAACUAAUGAUGAAGUGCAAGAGAAAGAGAUCGAAGAGAACGAGAAUGAGAAUUGA
Molecule: messenger RNA, 872 nt
Organism: Carya illinoinensis
Lineage: Eukaryota; Viridiplantae; Streptophyta; Magnoliopsida; Fagales; Juglandaceae
Product: protein LURP-one-related 10-like
Exons: 4
Coding region: 24-872 (282 amino acids)
Source: RefSeq, a predicted model, not a curated record